Molecule: messenger RNA, 9579 nt
Organism: Bursaphelenchus xylophilus (pine wood nematode)
Lineage: Eukaryota; Metazoa; Nematoda; Chromadorea; Rhabditida; Aphelenchoididae
Source: the annotation of a GenBank genome assembly
AUGCAGCGAUGGCCGAAACUGUCUCAUUUGGAAGAUGGUUCCCAUGUCGACUCAUAUCAAUUCCUUUUUGAGUCAGAGAUGCCUUCUGAUGUCAGUAUGACCUAUAAACCGCACCAAAAACGAUCUAAAAUCUCAGUGCUGUUCAAUCUGAUCAAAAGGGCCAGAGAAAAGGAAAAGGAGCCGGUUGAUUUGAAUCAAAGAGAGACGGAAAUCAUUUCAGAGGUGUUCAGAUGUCAUUCCGUACUUCCUACACUCCAUUCCGUCCAGUUCGAUGACAACGACAGCAGUAUUUUUGAAGAGAAGAGGUAAUUCUAACUUUUUUUUAUUGUUUUAGGUAAACGUAAAGUAAAAUUUGUCUGGAUUGGUGUGAAUCUGCAAAACCGUGAAAGAACAUGCCCGGAUUUUGCUUUUAUAUUUCAAUUCGAAGAUAAUUGGGGCCACAGUGGGUGUUCGGGAAAUUCUUUUUACAAGGAAAGUACUUUUAUGGGGGCUCCUACUUUUUGACGGGACAUAUCUCAAAAAAUCAGAAAAAAUGUGCUGAUCAAGAAUAUAUAGAUCUUAGCUGCCCAUUUUAGGUUUUUAGGGGUGAAAACUGAGUCGGAAGUUGACUUAAAGUCCUAUAUGAACCCCUUUUCGCUUAAUUUUUUCAAAGGUUUACAAUUUUUAUUUUGGCUUAAAAUGGUGUUUAUUGAGUUUCUAAGACGUAAUAAGACAGUCUUGGCCCAAAAAUUUAUUUUUCCGACCUUCAACUUCAAAAAAGUUGAUUCAGCCCAAAAGGGAAAUCGAACCUGUGCGGCGUCCCCCCUCUUGAUUCCCAGACUACGGCACUAACCACUCGGCCACACCGCUCUCUUCCGAAGGAAGAGAUCGAGUGCUCUUUUUAUCGUUUCGAAUGUCUGCCUUUUGUAGGGAAAUUAAACCAGUUUUUGGGCAUUUUCACCCUUAAAAACCUAAAAUGGGCAGCUAAGAUUUAUAUAUCCUUGAUCAGCGCAUUUUUUCUGAUUUUUUGAGAUAUGUCCCGUCAAAAAGUAGGAGCCCCCAUAAAAGUACUUUCCUUGUUAUAUGUGUUAUGUAAAUUGACUUUUUCUCCAACUUGAGCUCUUUUUCUUGAAAAAAUUGUAAUAUUUUCCGUUUCAGUGGAUCCGUUAAACGUCACAAAUUGCAAAACAAAAGUUUGAUCUCGCACAACUCGAGUGACUCCGACCAAUUUGUGGAGGAUUCGGUCUACUUCGAGGAUGAAAUCCCUUUCGGUGCCCAGUCUGUGUUCGACAGACGUUCCGGUACUUAUCAUCCAUUGUCUAGAGGGAGUAUGCCUGUUAUGACCAACGAAAUGAGCAAUGUGAUCGACCGGUCGAGGUGUAAAAGUGCGCCGAAAGAAGGUGGGUAAUAUACUGUAAUAUACUUUGAUGAAAAUGUAUGUGUAAUGGUGGAAGUAUACCAUAGACCAUUAUAGGAGGUGUGAGAGCAUAAUUGGUAUAACUGAGACGUAAUUUGUUUUGUUUUGAUGCGUCAAAUUUAUAUUAUGGUAGGUCUUCCGUAAGGUUUAGCUCAAAAAAUGUGACGUAAUAAACAAAUAUUUGUGAAUAGGAACUUGUAAUCCGAACCUAGCCCCGCAGAAGUAUAAUAGAGUCUUUUUUAGUGCCGUAUUUUACCCAUAAAGGUUUCUUCUUCAACCAUGUUAAUUACUCUCUUUUUGUUUUGUUAUAGUACACAACCCACCCAUGAAAUUCAUCGGUUUCAUCUGCUAAUUCAGAUAUUAAUGCUUUUCAUAUGCCUCAAACCCAUAAAAUCUGGCCUUACCCGAUCUAAUUCUCAAAUUGGAGUCCUCCCGAACAGCAAUUUUUGUUUGCCCUGAGGGCUUGUGAGUCAAGAAUGAUGCAGAAAUGGAGAGAAGACUGCUGAAUUUGCUGUGAAAAUAUUUUUUAAACGUCAGGAAAGGUCGGGGAACUGCUUUAGGGGAUUUGUAACAAAUUUGGAGGGGAUUUUUGAGAUUUUUAACGAAAUUUGAAUUUAUUUUUGGAUGUUCUUAAGGAUUUUGUUAUCUAAAAUGGAUUUUGUAUCUUGGUUCUCUUACCUUUGUAUUACGAGAAUUUGAAGAGGGCUUUAAAGUGUUUGCAAAAAACUGUUUUGGUAGCUAUGAAGACAUGAAUAAUAUAAUUUUAAAGUUAUAAUUUUCGGCGAAGUUCUUUUUUUCUAUUCUAAAAUAAUCUUGUACUUUAGUUCACGACCUCAGUCUCAGCUCUACUCAGCCAUCCGACAUCACAUAUCCGUCUCUAAACUCGACCCAAUCCUCCGCAAAAACAGCUCUAGACCGGACACAAUCUAGUGUAGAUACCGCGAUUUUAUGGCUAGAUGAGCAGAAUGAGUCGAGCAGAUCAAGACUAAGCCCUCAUCGGUCCUUCUUAUCAUUGGACCGCACCCAAUCAAGUCGAAAUAAUUCUCUGGCCGUCGAUCAGACACAAGAGAGCCCAAGAAAUCGUUAUUCCGCGUCGGCCGACCGUUCGGCCUCGUUUGAAUCCGAAUAUUCCGCCGAAGAAGAAUGGUCCCCACCUCCAAAUCAAUAUUAUUCAGUGGAUUCGGAGAGAUUAUCAGAGUAAGAGAACCUUUUCUUAAACCAAUGGAGGAUUUGCCUAGUGUAAUAUAAAAGAUGGCAUAAUUUCAGGUUUAAAACCCCGAGUGUGAGGAAACAGUUUGUCAGACGAUCAAAGAGAUCGAGAAGUUACAAGAAAAACAAAAGAAAGCUCCGAAUCAAAGCCGCGGAAUCCGUGGAUGAGAUGUGUUUCGCAGAAAUUGAAAAGGAUUCCAAGAGGAAAGGGUCGAAGCCGAAGGUCGGAUUCUUCACCAAUCUGGCCAACAAUAUCAGGUUUGUUAUUUUGGAGAGUUUUUGAGUCUGUUGAUCUUCAAACAUUGAAAUUAUUUCCGAUUUUUCCUACUUCAUCCCCAUGGAUAAUAUAAAAUAUGUUAAAAGAUCGUUUUGUGUCCAAAAAUAACUGGCUUGAGUCAUGUCCAAGAGUCAAAAUGAAACGCGAUGGAAUAAUGAGGGGGUGAAUAAGAGAUAAUUAGCAUAAAAGUAUUUUAUUUUCAAUAAAUCGAAUCUUUAUGGCCUCAAAAAAACCUCAGGGCUUCUCGAUUAUAAUAAUACGGGCCUCGAAGGGAUUCUAUAUGACCGAGAGAGGAAAGAUUGUAUUUCUAUUCGGACAGUCUUUUAUGUUAUGUUUAGUUGUUGCACCAGAAGGAGAAGAAGCAGGUAUGAGAGGUGGAUCUGGAUGGAAUUUUAAUAGAUAGGGUUCCUAAAGAUGAUGGGGAAGAUCGGGACUAGUAUGUAUUGAGGCUCUCAUGGAGUUUGGACUGCUCUUUGGGGCGUUUUUAACAAAAAAAAGUUUCUUUUGUAGGAGUCGAGACCCUCUGAAACAGAUACGCGAACGACGAAAGAAAAGUCUCCAGUUACCUCCGAAGCCAAGUAAUGUCCAAAGUAAAAGGAAAUUGUUUUCAAAAACGGUAAGUAAUUCGAGUUUAUUUAGACAGUUUUAUAUCCAAAUAUUUUCAGAAAAGUCUCAACGAAGACGAGAAUAAUUUGAUGUCGGUUACAGCGACAAAAUCAAGUGCUCUGAGUUGUAUUAAGAACGCCAUCCACACUAUGGUAAGGGAGAUAUUGUUUUGGACCAGAAAUAAUAAAAUUGGAACACUGGAUUAUUAGGUAUUGGAGGUGUGAGUAGAAGAUGCAAGUGUGAUGGGCGCAGGGAUACACAAUGUAGAAUUUUGUAUAUAAUUUAGAAGUAAGCAUAAAAGUAGCACGUUAAUCAUGAAAAUGUUUUAUUAACUGUCAGCAAAAUUCACCUGGAAACUGCAGAAGUAAUGUUUGGGUUAAUUUUUUAGUUUUGUUUUUAGUUAAGUGUAUAUGUGUUUGGAAUGUGUUAAUUUUGCUGUAGAAGUUUUGGGGUUUCAGCUGUUUUUAUUAUUCUUCUCCGCUUUUUUGGUCGUUUUUCUGACAGUCAAGAGGCUAUAAAUGCCCCUGGGGUAGUUCCGUUUCUAGCUGACUUGUUUACUCAUUAUAAUGUGUUGGCAGUCUGAAAUUUGAAAUUAAAAUUGGGUUUUACGUUUUUUGGUGGAACAAUAGAAGGGCAUUCUUCAUUUUUUGGGUAUUUGCAGACUCCUCGAUAGAAAUAUUCAACGGUCUUCACAAAAGGACCGAAAUAUUGUAGAUUUUUGAAAAAAACGGGGUUUUAACUAAAAAAUAUGCUUUUGUUAUCUCUGACGUACUUUUGUUGUACUAGGUCAUAGGUAAUAAGUCAAAAAAUUCUCAAAAAAUUACAGUACAGAUUGGGUGUUUUGUAUGUAAUCGAAAAUAUUGGUCUUUCUGCUUGCCUAGUAUUAUAUAUUUGAAUUGAAAAAACACCCCAAAUCCCCUCUAAAACGAUUGCCCCGCUUUCCGCAUGAUCAAAUGCAAAUAUUCUUAUUUGUUUUGCUCCUGGAAAUAAUCAUAUUCGAGCCGAGUCCAUAGUAAUUUCAACUGUUUUUCCCUUUUACUAUUCGUUUUUUACUGUUAAGAGAGUACUGUAACGGUGAGAUUUGAGCUGACAGUCCACUAGAUGGAAAUACUUUUGACUCGGAAAGUAGUCUAGGGAUGAUAGAGCUCGGUUUGUGUUGCUGAGUGUUUGAUUGGUUGAUUAAUGCUCCGUCGUCUCCGCCGCCAUCCCGGAGAUCAGCCGCCUUUGCUGACUGCUGAGGGUGACGUCAUCUUCACGGAAAAGCAUAAAGUUGAAGAGGAGGUAAAGUGAAAUGGUCUCUGAAAUACUCAAAAUGUGGUUUGAAUUACAUGUAGUGUCUAGAAAAUCAAUGUGUUUGUUUGAUUUUUUUUAUUUAUAUUAUCCUUUCAGGAAGAGGACGCCGAAGGAGAUUUUGUCACAUUUCGCCUCAAAAUCCGGAUCCGAGAAGGUCAUGGGCUUGUCAUUCGUGACGCCUCAGGCUCCUCUGACCCUUAUGUGAGAGUAAAAUACAAUGGAAGGAACAUUUACAAGACCAAUACGAUCUAUAAAAAUCUAAACCCCCAAUGGGACGAGGAAUUCGCUUUCCUCAUUGAUGAUCCCACUCGACCAGUCGAAUUUGAAGUUUAUGAUUACGACCGGUUUAUGUCCGAUGAUUUCAUGGGAGGGGCAAAGGUUGAAUUGGCAUUGUUGAAACUAUUUCAGUGAGUUUUUCGUAUUAUCUAUGAGAUUUUUGGGAUUUAGAGAUUCUGAACACAAAUUAAUCCUUGAACCAAGGGAUAACAGCGACGAUUAUUUGGGAUUCAUCAACGUCUCUGUGAAUUUGACGCCAUUGACACAAAAACAACGAGAAGUUGUAAGAAAUUUGAGAUUUUGGAUAGGGGGUCUAGUGUAAUAUAAAAGUGGACAUAAAAUUUUGUUUUUUAGUUUCUCCAAAGAGCAACUCGUGGUGUUAUCAAUGAAAAUGUAAAAAGAAAUACAAAAACAGCGUCGAUGUGGAUUUCCGCCGUCAAUUUAAUCUUAAUUGAGGCCAGAUUGGACAAGGCCAAGAUCUCGGCCUCUCAAGUAAAUGGCCAGGCGAAGGAUGAUGAGAAACCACUCAAGAUAUGUCCUAUCACGCCUCCGGAUGUCCAAGCCAAAAUAAAAUUGGGCUCAGAGAAGGUGAAAAGCAAAGUGGCCACCAAAACUUUUGAACCAAAAUGGAUGGAAUCCUUUGAUCUCCAUGUUUUUGACGCCAACAAUCAGGUUCUGGACAUCAUGCUGAGGGAUAAUAACAAGACUGUUGGAAAGUAAGCGUCGGGUUUGUAUUUUUUAGCUCUUUUUUAGGGUUUUUUGAUUAUCAAAUUAAAAUUUUGUCGUUUUUUGCGUUUUGUUGCUAGUUUGUGAAAAAGAAACCGGAUUUUUAAAAAUUACUGUUUAGACUUUCCGUUGACCUCAAGAGUUAUCCCCAGAACCUCUCGACCGAACGAUGGUUCGACUUGGAAAACGGAGCUGGCGAGAUAUUAUUGGUGAUUACAAUAUCAAAAAACUCCUGUUAUCAGGCCGAAACUAUGAGAGAGAGCAUGGCCAUCGAGCGGAAUAACAUCCUCAGUAAAUAUGUAGGCGGUUUUUGUAAUCUGAUAAUGGAAAAGAAAUACUUUUAUACAUUGGUGAUCAGAACAAGGUUUAAUUUUUUGUUUUAGUCCAUCUCGAAUUCUUUCAAAGAUGUGGUCGAUAUUGGCCAUCUUGUCGUCAAAGGUAAGUUGAAUGGUGAAAGCGCGAUUAAGGAUAUUGCUUUAGUGUAUAAAGCCGAAGGUUUGGCAAGUGCUGAUCUCGGUGGAAAGUCGGAUCCCUUUUGUGUCCUCGAACUGGUCAAUGCCCGGCUUCAAACCCAUACGGAGUACAAAACGUUGCACCCCAAUUGGCAGAAGUUGUUCACAUUGUAAGGGGUUAUCAAAUAUAAUAUGACUGAUGACAUGGAUAAUAUAAUUUUUACUUUUCAGUUCGGUCAAGGACAUCCAUGAAGUCCUGGAAGUGACUGUCUAUGACGAAGACCCUAAUAACAAAGUGGAAUUCCUUGGAAAAGUUGCAAUUCCUUUGCUGAAGAUCCGAAAUUGUGAGCGGAGAUGGUAUUGCCUGAAAGAUCGAAAGCUUCAAACUCAAGUGAAAGGGAGAAUUCUACUGGAGAUGGACGUAAUUUGGAACCCUGUGAAAGCCGCGAUAAGAACUUUCAACCCAAGAGAGAGGAAAUUCAUCGCUCAGGAGCCCAAAUUCAAAAGGGCGACACUAGUGCAGAAUGUAAAUAGGCUCAGGGAAUUCUGGAGGACUGUCGGGGAAUACCGUGCGUAUAUGCAGAGUUGUUUGGAUUGGGAGAGCACGCAGAGAAGUUUAACUGCCAUGACGGUGAGUUCAGAGUUUGGAGAUUUUUAUAUUGUAGUGGACACAAAUAGAUUAUGAUUGAUUUUUUUUGGUCUAUUUAUUGCGCCUUAUGGGUUUUUAUGAGUGUGAAAAAGCUCCUUCUAAUAGCUGAGGGUAUUUUUGGACAAAGUUUAAUUUAUUUUAAACGAUAUUUGUUUUUUUUUAGAUUUUCAUGCUGUUUGUCUAUUUCGUCGAAAUCUAUCAUAUCCCUCUCCUGCUUCUUGGAAUCUUUGCUCGAUGCCAUCUGUAUAAGAAGGUCGGCGGGUCCUUUGAAAACCGAUUCUUUCGUCAACGAUCCACGGACACAGAGAUCAGCGCUGCCAAUUUGGCGGAUAAUGUUGACGAGGAGUCGGAUGACAAUUUGGAUGGCCCUUCGGUAAGAUUUUUGAUACCUUAGUGUGAUUUGAUGUGGUAGUGAGAUUGGUAUUUUAAAAUACGAGGUCUUCUAAAGUGUUUUUAUUAGUGUGGAGAUUGAAAUUAUUAUUUUUUUAUAUUGUUUUAUAUAUUUUGUGACCCCUUGGUAUUUUUAUUGUUUUGUGAUGUGAUUUUAGCGAUCCAACUCGAGAGACAAGGACAAACCGAAAGAACAGGUGGGCUACUUUGUAUUUUAGUUUGUUUUGGCUUUUUUUUGACGUGAAGUUGCAUGUUUGUAACCUAAUUUUUAAGUCGAUUUUCCAUAGCACAGCAUUCCGAAUUAUUUUUGCCGCCGACCGGCGUCCGAAAAAAUGAAAAAAUGAGAUUUGCCUCUUACAUUUUUGCCAAUAUCUCGCUAGCCUCGAAGUGUAACGCGAAUCUGAAAAUUGCGUUUACAAGCUGACACAUUUGCCCUUCAGAAUAUAUUAAUUUUGUAAUGAUACUUAUUAUGUACGACAAGGAAACCAUUGCUGAAAAAUGGCAAAUUUCAACAUUCAAUGCCAGAAAAAUGUACUUUCUAAGUGCCAGAUCACAAAGUUAUGGGCUUCAUUGUAUACAGCAUCUUGAAUACUAUAAGAUAAAACAAUUUCAAGCAUUUUCUGGCCCGAUUCGCAGAGUUAUAACCGAAAAACUGCAAUUUUGGCCUUCUUAUUGAGCUAUCUGCACUUUAAAAGUAGAUACAAAAAAAACAUUUCUAUGAUUUUUGUUGCCUAGGUUGUGAUGGACUACUGUGCAAAAUCUCAGCUUUCCAGGACUCCUCCGAAAAAAGUUAUAACGGUUACAAUAUGUGACCCUUGUAUGCCCAAUAUUCUGUAAAUUACAGCAAACCAUGGUAAAAAAUAGCUCUAUAUGACCUAUGUAAACUUACUCGAAACCUAAACACUGCCUCACAGAGUUUUCCGCACAAGAGACACGAUUUCAAGUUUUCGCUAUACUAAAGCGAAAAGAGUGAAAAGUUGGGGCAUAGCUGGGAAAUUUUUUAAUGUGGUUGAGCGUGUAUUUACGGUAAAAUUUUUAAACUCCGACCAACGCAGCGGCAAAAAUAGGAAUUCCAUCAUACAAAGCCAUCUUGCACCGUAGUUUACCGUAUUUUACAAAAUAUUGGGCAUACAAGGGUCACAUAUUGUAACCGUUAUAACUUUCUUCGGAGGAGUCCUGGAAAGCUAAGAUUUUGCACAGUGGUCCAUCACAAGCUGGGCAACAAAAAUCAUAGAAAUGUUUUUUUGCAUGUACUUUUAAAGUGCAGAUAGCUCAAUAAGAAGGCCAAAAUUGCAGUUUUUCGGCUAUAACUCUGCGAAUCGGGCCAGAAAAUGCCUGAAAUUGUUAUAUCUUAUAGUGUUCAAGAUGCUGUAUACAAUGAAGCCCAUAACUUUGUGAUCUGGCACUUAGAAAGUACAUUUUUCUGGCAUUGAAUGUUGAAAUUUGCCAUUUUUCAGCAAUGGUUUCCUUGUCGUACAUAAUAAGUAUCAUUACAAAAUUAAUAUAUUCUGAAGGGCAAAUGUGUCAGCUUGUUAACGCAAUUUUCAGAUUCGCGUUACACUUCGAGGCUAGCGAGAUAUUGGCAAAAAUGUAAGAGGCAAAUCUCAUUUUUUCAUUUUUUCGGACUCCGGUCGGCGGCAAAAAUAAUUCGGAAUGCUGUGCAUAGCUCAAGAGUAAUAAAAAGUUUGUAAUUUUUAGGGUGAAAAAAGUCAAACACUGAGAGGUCGAAUCAACCAGAUCACAGAUACCCUGGCGGUUGUCCAGAAUUCCAUGGAUUUUGUCGCGUCGCUACUGGAAAGAAUCAGAAAGUAAGUGGGAUUACUGUAACUGAUUAAAUUACAAUUUUAGCACGUUCAACUUCACAGUCCCAUAUCUCUCAUAUCUCGCCAUAUUUGUGCUGUCAGUAGCAACUGUAUUACUGUAUUUUAUCCCGUUGCGAUGGCUUGUUAUGAUUUGGGGUGAGUAAUUUUAACGGGAAGAAAUAUUGCUUUAGGCUUGAACAAGUUCACGAAGAGACUUCGGAAACCUCAUUAUGUGGAAAACAAUGAACUCCUGGACUUUUUGUCGAGAGUUCCAUGCGAUGCGGAUUUGGUAGGUUGAAUUUUUGGCGACGCACUGUGCGAAACGAAACUUUACUUGCACAGUGCAACUUUUCAUCAUAUUUUUUAUUUUAUCCAUGUUCCAGAAGGCCUUCCGCGAGCCCAAAUCCAAUUGUGAAGAAACAGCUCCCCUCCCACCGGUCACAAACUCAAAUGGAACUGUAAAAACUGAUAAUAAUAAUGAUAAAGCCUACGAAAAAGCAUAA